CCCCCCCUCCCGGCUAUGGCCACCUGCCGCCUGGCCUGGAGCCUCCUGGUGGUCGCCGCCGUCGCCCCGAGGCCCGGCCGUGGAGUGCACACCGUAAAUGCUGUGUACGGAGAUAUCAUUAACAUGCCUUGCCACCUCGAAGUACCUCAGAGUCUCAUGUUUGGAAAGUGGAAAUACGAAAGAUCAGAUGGCACCCCGGUAUUUAUCGCCUUCAGAUCCUCCACGAAGAAGAAUGUACAGUACGAUGAAGUGCCAGAAUACAAAGACAGAUUAAUUCUCUCAGAGGACUACACCUUAUCCAUCAAUAAUGCAAGGAUCGGGGAUGAAAAGAGAUUUGUGUGCAUGCUGGUGACCGAGGACAACGUAUUUGAGGCGGCCACAGUCGUCAAGGUGUACAAGCCUCCAUCUAAACCCGAAAUUAUCAACCAAUCCAAGUUCCUGGAGACAGAACAGCUGAAAAUGCUGGGGGAAUGUGUUUCAAGAGAAAGUUAUCCUGAAGGCAACAUCACAUGGUACAGGAACGGGAAAGUCCUGUAUCCUUUAGAAGGAGCUGUGGUCAUCAAUACACACAAAUACGUGGACCCAGGAACCCAGCUUCACACCGUGACUUCCACUCUGCAGUACAAGACCACGAAAGGCGACAUUAAGAUUCCAUUCACCUGCUCCGUCUCCUACACCGGGCCUUCCGGCCGGAAAACAAUCCAGUCCGACCCGGCAGUCUUUGAUAUUUACUAUCCCACAGAGAAGGUGACCAUUCAGGUGCUACCCAAAAAUAUCAUCAAGGAAGGGGAUAAUGUCACCCUGAAAUGCUUAGGAAAUGGCAACCCUCCUCCAGAAGAAUAUUUGUUUUUCCUUCCGGGCCAGCCGGACGGGAUAAGGAGCUCGGACACCCUCCUGCUGAUGGACGUGCGGCGCAAUGCCACGGGAGAGUACAGGUGCUCGCUGGCGGACAAAGAAGGCAUGACGGCGUCCACUACCAUCACUGUGCACUAUCUGGAUUUGUCCCUAAAUCCCAGCGGAGCGGUCACGAAGCAACUCGGCGACGCUUUGCCUGUGUCUUGCACCAUAUCUUCGAGUAGGAACGCCACGGUCACCUGGAUGAAAGAUAACACCAGGUUGCGGACGAGCCCGUCCUUCUCCAGUCUCCACUACCAGGACGCCGGACUCUACGUCUGCGAAACCAUCCUCCAGGAGGUGGAGGGCUUACGGAAAAGGGAAUCGCUGAUCCUAACCGUGGAAGGAAAACCUCAAAUCAAAAUGACAAAGAAAACAGAUCCGAGCGGACUGUCUAAGACCAUUACCUGCCACGUGGAGGGUUUUCCAAAGCCGGCAGUGCAAUGGACAAUCACGGGCAGCGGGAGCGUCAAAAACAAGACAGAAGAAUCCCCCUAUGUCAAUGGCAAGUAUUACAGUAAAAUUAUCAUUUCCCCUGAAGAGAAUGUUACAUUAACGUGUGCAGCGGAAAACCAGCUGGAAAGAACUGUAAACUCCUUGAAUGUCUCUGCUAUAAGUAUUCCAGAACAAGAUGAGACAGACGAUAUAAGUGAUGAAAACAGAGAGAAGGUGAACGACCAGGCCAAGCUCAUAGUGGGGAUCGUGGUGGGCCUCCUCCUCGCGGCCCUGGUAGCCGGGAUCGUCUACUGGCUGUACAUGAAGAAAUCAAAGCCACUCCCUCGAACAGUCAUUCACUGUUUGAACCCGCCCUCCAACAGUUUCUCACCUAAGCCCUGCCCCCAAAGUGACAUCAAUGGAAAGUCCGAGAAGGCAGCGGUUCAGAAGUUGCAAACCCUCGUGAGGACAGCGUCCAAGCACGUAAACAAAGAUCUGGGAAAUCUGGAGGAAAACAAGAAGCUCGAAGAAAACAACCACAAAUCAGAAGCUUAAAAGAGGCAUUGUUCCAGUGGUUCCUCCAGAGAAAAAAAACAUAUAGACCAAUUGAAGCAUGAACGUGGAUUGUAUUUAAGACACAUACAAAGACAUGACAGCUAUUCAUGGUUCAAGUAUUAAGCAGUUCAUUCUACCAAGCUGUCACACGAUUUUAGACAAAAUUAUCUCAAGUUAAAAAAACAAAACACAAAAAAAUUUAAAAAAAAAAAAAGAAUUUUGGCAGCCAUGAUAAUAGGUCACCAUGUUGUGUUCUGUUUGAAUUUUUUUUGUAAAUGUCUGCACUGAGGAGUUCUUUUUUUUGUUUGCCUUUUAUGUAAAUUUUUUACGUAGCUAUUUUUAUACACUGUAAGGCUUUGUUCUGGGAGUUGCUGUUAAUCUGAUGUAUAGUGUAAUGUUUUUUUAUUUCAAUUGUUUUUAUGACACUCUUUGAGCAGGAACAUAUCUGAUUCUGAUUGCUAUCAGUAAUGCCUCAAACUUUGUCACGAGGACCUGAAAACCUAAAGGUGGAGGAGGCUCGGGGGGUGUGGUAGGUAUUGUAACAGCUGAAAAAAUAAAUAAAUGCAGAGAGUCAGGUUGGAGGAGCAGAAUAGGUAGCGAAAUUGGGGGUUGUUCCGAAAUCCAAAGCCUCCCCCCACCCCGGGUCCUUUCAUUAUCCCUCUCCGCUAUCUUCACUUCCCCCACGCCAGUGCAAUCAUUCAUCAGAACCGUUACCGCAGAAUUUGGGGUAGUACCUAUGUCUAUAGAAAGCUGCUAAGCAUUUUCCUUUCAAAACCGAAAGGGAGGCCAAUUCAGUGAUGGAAGUUUGGAAAUCGUAAAUUGCUCGGACAGGUCCAUAAUUCACACUACGAGUGACUGGAAUUUCACAUCUUGUCUCGAAUCCUUUUUCGUUCUAGCCACUAUCUGCAAAACAUCUUCACUCCAUUCCAAAGGAUAUCAGUCAGAAUUGGAGAUUUAUAACAGUGGUCAUUAUCGAAGCUGCAUUGUUUUCCACAAAAAAUAGAAUAUAUAUUUUUUUCGUGUGUGUUUUUGUUAACUACGCUACAGAUAUUGAAUGCACCUUGAGAUAAUUUAGUGUUUUUAACUGGUACAUAAUUUAUCAAGCCGUACAUGGAAGUGUAACAAUGAAAUGUCUACGUAUCUUUAGUUACAUAUGGAUUUGUAACUUUAUAAACACGUUUUGCGCUUGAGGAAAUUUCUAGGAUGGUAGUGUAAAUGGAGACACUUUGAGGUAGGCUGACUACGGGCCAAUAGUGUUCUUGUGAUUAGACUUUUAAACUUUUCCUCUUUCAAGCAGAAGCUUGGUUUCUGGGAGAACACAACACAGCCAUUUUUGAUCCCAGUGGUUCAAUAACUUUGUCAAAUGAACCAAACAAUAGAUUUUCAUUCACGGGAUAAGGAUCUGGGAAAAAAAAAUACUAAACUGAUGUGAUGUUUUUAUAAACCGGUGGAAUGAGAAGGAGAAGUUAGUGCAACACAUGGAAGAUUCAAGUGAGAUGGAAAUUGGGAAUGAUAUUUUGCCACUUCUGCAUUAUUUAGAAACACACUGUUAUUGUAAAUUUGUAAAAUGUGAAAUGUCUGGGCAGUAGUGACUGAUGUCUUAAUAAAAGCUUCCUGUAGUGCAUUGGUAUGGAUUAAAUACAUAAAAUGUCCUAUACACUCUAUGCUGUAUAAAAUAUUAGGGAAGAAAAAGAAAACAUGUUAUAUUGCCUCUCAACUUUGAUUUGUUCAAGUUUCAUUUGACAGGAAAAAAAACGACGACAAAUAAAUUGAAUCUCGGUCAACAUUUAAACCAAAGUGAAAGGGGAAAUGAACCAAAGUCAUUUGUUCUGCAUGGCUAAGCCAUUCUGUUAUCUCUGUAAAUACUGUGAUUCUUUCCUUUUCCUUUCUUUUUAGAAUUUUGUUAAAAAAAUUCUAAAUUUUUAAACACCUGUUUUCCAAAAUAAAACGUGAACACUAAAAAAAACAACUAUUACUUAUAUAUAAAUAUAUUCUUUUCUUUUGGGGUGGGGGAAGGCUGGCAAAGUCCGAGCGCUGAGGUACAUUUGCAGAAAGCACUGAAAAGACGGGGUGAUGGUAGAAUCCUUGGGCUUGGGAUAGUUAACUGAAUCCUCGAAUAGCUGUCCACACCUAGAGACCAGACCGUCAGAAAUAGAGCCAGUCUAGGACGAGAGAGACGCAGAGGCAGAGAGAUGGCGAGAAAGAAUGCCCGCCCAGCCGCCCGAGAUGGAGGAAGAGAAAGAACAAUCCGGCCCCGUCCUCUCUCCGUCCACAGUGCUAAGGAGGAAGAUCGGAUGCGGUCCUCACCUUUUGGGGCUUCUUCUACGUCGUCUCUUCAGUUUAACCCACUUUGGCAACCGGAGGCAGGUUUCCCAGUUCAAGGUUCAGUCCCUGCCGGCGAUUGCAGGAACUGUGUGUGUGCGUGUGUGGAAAUGAAUUAACAUGCCCGUCUGUGCCUAAAAGAUAAUAAAACCGAAGUCUGUCUUCACA
This is a messenger RNA of Ornithorhynchus anatinus (platypus), 4374 nucleotides long. RefSeq names its product activated leukocyte cell adhesion molecule (gene ALCAM). Bases 16 to 1884 code for a protein of 622 amino acids. Gene Ontology annotation, cellular component: plasma membrane. Lineage: Eukaryota; Metazoa; Chordata; Mammalia; Monotremata; Ornithorhynchidae. Gene Ontology annotation, biological process: cell adhesion. The record is from RefSeq and is a predicted model, not a curated record. The transcript has 17 exons.